This is a messenger RNA of Leucoraja erinaceus (little skate), 12328 nucleotides long. RefSeq names its product myocardin-related transcription factor A-like. Gene Ontology annotation, biological process: smooth muscle cell differentiation. Lineage: Eukaryota; Metazoa; Chordata; Chondrichthyes; Rajiformes; Rajidae. The record is from RefSeq and is a predicted model, not a curated record.
CUCUGCUAUAGGAUCUUUGGGGGAGAGGACUUGCUCCUCUGUCAAUCUGGGCGAAAAGGGCGGGUGCUUCCGCCGCCAUGUUUCCCGUCUGAAGAGGAGCCUGGAGACGGCGGUGGCGGCGGCGGGAAGAGCGGCCACACGGAGGCUUUGUGUUGGAAUCAAUUGACCUUAAAAAUGGAACAAAGCUGGAGAAGAAAGCAGCCAGAGACCUGUACAGUGUGGUAGUGCUAACAUCGAUGUGGAUUUGACGGGUACUCAAUCUAGUUGAUGUGCUGCUGCCGAAUUGACCCAAAUCGAGGUUAAUAACCAAGCCAAAGUGGAUUUGCCGAAUGAAGUCAGCCUUCCCCUCGCCGUCUCUGGGAAGGGGUCGGGCGGUGUUGGGGUUGGCGACGGUGAAGAGGAUGGCUCUGCCCCGAGUCCGCAGAGUGAAGCGGUCACUAAUGAACUGCAAGAGCUCACGCUGCAGUCAAGCAACGGCCUUUCCCCUUUGAACAAGAGGAAAAAUGAGCACUUAUGUGAAACGGGCCCUCAGAUGGAAGGGCAGGAGACCGAGGGGCGAACUUCCCCACGCCUUAGACGCCUGUGCCACUCCACGUUCAGCCAACAGGAGGAGAGGUUGCUGCAAGUGCUGCAACUGAAGCUUCAGCAGCGGCGGACACGCGAAGAGUUGGCCAGCCAGGGAAUCAUGCCACCUCUGAAGAGUCCUGCUGCAUUUCACGAGCAGAGGAGGAGCUUGGAGAGGGCGCGGACUGAAGACUACUUAAAGAGAAAGAUACGAUUACGUCCUGAGAGAGCAGAGUUGGUCAGAAUGCACAUACUUGAAGAGACUUCGGCAGAGCCGUCCCUACAAGCCACGCAGAUGAAGCUGAAGCGGGCAAGGUUGGCUGAUGAUCUGAAUGAGAAGAUUGCGCAGCGCCCCGGUCCCAUGGAGUUGGUGGAGAAGAACAUACUGCCUGUGGACUCCAGUGUCAAAGAGGCCAUCAUAGGUGAGCUUCACUGCACGUGCUGCCAUUGUCAGUCUAGAAGAGUCGAGAGUGUUUUAUUGUCACACGUCCCAGAUGGGACAAUGAAAUUCUUACUUACUGCAGCACAACACAAUAUGGCUGAUGUGAACUACACCUCAAUAUCACCAGAGCAGCCAGGUAGUCAGGACUCACUGGGGUCCUUGCCAUCCCCCACAGAAGCAAGAUCCGUUGAUCAGCACCACCCUCUCCCCACUUCUCCAACCCAGUAUCUUGUAUCGUUGCCAACUGGAACAGAAUUGAACAGGUUCAAGCCAGUGUCCGACCAGCAGAUUGCAAAAUUGGUCAACGAUGUGCCAUCUCUCAUCACUAAACCUGCGCCAACGCUCAUUAAACAAAGUCAGCCGAAGUCGGCACGAGACAAGAACCUGCGGAACAAGAAGCUGAAGGAGCCAAAGUCACGGGUGAAGAAGCUGAAGUACCACCAGUACAUGCCCCCGGACCAGAAGCUGGAGAAGGCCACCCUGCCACUGGACACUGCCUACUCCAAACUCCUGCAGCAACAACAGCUCUUCCUCCAGCUGCAGAUACUGUGCCAGCAGCAGCAGCAUUACAACUAUCAGACCAUCCUCCCCGCACCACCAAAACAGAACAGUGAUCACCACACAAACAGUGGUCUUACAGCCAUGAGGCCUCUGACCAACAGCAUCUCCUCGUCGGGAUCAGGGGGUGUGCUGAGACAGAACAGCUGCAUGGCUGUCAUCAAACCUCCAGCGUCUCUGCCCCCAAACCUCGAUGACCUGAAGGUAGCUGAGCUGAAGCAGGAGCUGAAGCUGCGUGCCUUGCCCGUGUCGGGGACCAAGACGGACCUCAUUGAGCGGCUGAGGAACUACCAGGAGCAGAUGAAGGCGGCAGCGGCCCUGGUCCCCACCGCGGGCCCCCUGGUCAGCAAGGCCGGCCCUCUGGCCCCCAGACCCGCCGAGGUGCUGGUGUCCUUCGGGCCUCCCCGCUGUGGCAGCGCCCCGUCCGUUGUGGCCAGCGUGGCCCCCGCAGACGUGCCUGCCGCGGUGCUGUGCAUCCCCGGCACGGUCAAGCCGGGCGCCGCCACGCCCACCCCUCCGGUGUCGCCCGCUCCCUCGGACCGCUCGGUACAGAGCAUGGAGGAGAACGAGGUGGCGGCUCAGCUGCCCCUGCCCCUGCCCCUGCCCCUGCCCUCGCCCAUGCAGGUGGUCUGCAAGGAGGAGCCCGCCAACGGCCCGCCGAGCUGCGGCAACCUCCGGCGCGGGGGCGCGGAGCCGGGCAAGGACACGCAGGCCGCCAUCAAGGACCUGAUGCUGCAGGAGAAGGACAAGCAGAUCGAGGAGCUGACCAGGAUGCUGAGGCAGAAACAGCAGCUGGUCGAGGCUCUGCGACACCAGCUUGACCAGGAGAAGCACACCCUGCCGCCGCUGCCUCCGUCGCCACAGCAACCGCCCCCCCCUCCGGCCACCGACCCGCCCGGCCCACCCACCGUCAAGCAAGAACACCCGCCCUCUAGCUGCCUCCUCUCGGGCAAGCCCGGCCCGCACCCCUACCAGGCCCAGCCCGCCAACCUGCCGCCGCCGGUGAAGACGGUGACGGUGAAGCAGGAGGGCCGUGGGUUAGCGGCGCCCACCCUCCUGCUGACCGCCUCCCAGCCCAGCCGGCUGACCACGGGCACGCUGAGGACGGUCUCGCAGACCCCCGCCCCGGGACUGCUGACCAACGGCACGGACACCCACCUCCUCCUCACCGUGGCCCCGCAGCGGGCCGACGCCGGCUGUGUCUCGCCCCCAGCCAGCACCGUCAACGAUCAGCCGGCCACGCAGGCAGUGACACCUUGCCCAUCCCCAGAGCAGACACAGCAACCAUCCCCCACCUCCCCGUCAAAGCCACAGCCCCACACAGGAAUGAUGACCCAGACAGGAAAGAAGGAGCAGAAGGUGGGCCUGCAGCUGAUCACUGGGACGUCCGGCGCUGUGCUGUCAUAUGCCUUCACACCCCAAACCCUGCCGCCGUUCUUUGUAAACAAUGUGACGGAGAGCUCGCUGCAGACUCGGGUGAAUAACGGAUCCACCUCCCCACACAAGGAAAUCUCCAGGAGCCAAGAGAUGGACGAUUUGUUCGAUAUCCUCAUUGAAAGUGGAGAGAUUUCAGUCAAUGCCAAGGACAUUACCGCCACUUUAGACCUGCCGUCUCCUCAGAGUGUGUCUCCCACGCUAACCAUGUCCCCGCCGCUCUCUGUUCUCAAAGUGGAGCCACCGUCUCCUCAGUUGCUGCUGGAGCCCAUCACCGACAGUCAGUCGGAGAGCCGGCUGGAGGACUUUCUCGUCAGCACGACCGGGGUGCCGUUGUUAUCCGUGGACCACGACGGCACUCAGCCCCUCUCGCUCAUCGACGAUCUACACAACCAAAUGCUGAGCAGCUCCAGUAUACUGGAGCACCCGCACUCACCCAUGGACACCUCGGACUUGCACUUCACCACCGACACCACCAGCCUGACCCUGGACCUUGCCGACACUAACUUGGACAACAUGGAGUGGCUGGACCUCACUAUGGGCGGCUCCUCAGUGGGUCUCGCUCCCUUGAGCUCCGUGACCCCCAGCGUCUUCUCCACUGACUUCCUAGACGGCCACGACUUGCAUUUACACUGGGAUUAACGUCAACAGCCAAAACGUUGUGGGCAACCCUUCCUUCGCAAAGCCCCCUCGGUCAGCGUGGGACUUUGGCGGGGGGGGCUGGUGCUGAAUCGGGGAGAGAGUGUCCUCCAGCGUGGCUCUCCGUCGUCACUAUAACUGAGCGGGAGCGAGCCAAGAACGCACGUCCUUUCCGCCAAGGAUCAGAGGGCCUUCCCUGUGCAAGGGUCGCGGGCAAAUACAGGCUGGAGCUCGUGGUUGUAUCUCUUGAGCCCAAGCAGUGCUGCUGAUGGAACCGAGUCCAAAAUCAGAGGACGGACUUUAUUAAAUUUGACCCAAACAAAAUGGAGACGUUGUUCUGUGGUCUUCACCAGGCUUCUGGGUUGGUCUUGUGGUGAGAGGGUUUACAGCCUCAGCACGUUCUGUCUCUCAGAUUUUCCGUUGCCAAGCCUGUCCCUUUGCACUGGUUUGGGGCAAGUACAAGUUUUCAAGACAGGAACCCAACGGUACAGUAACUGAGUAGGGGAAUGGAAAGCCAGCAUACUCUUCCCCGCCACCAGCCCGGCCCCCCGUUCAGUCCAAGUCUGAAUGUCAUCGCAGUCUGCCUCCAGAGCCUAGUCCUGCUCUAAGAUCACCAAAUGAGACUUGUGUUCGCGACCGGCUCGGAUUGUAACCGCAAUGUUUUGGCUUUGUUGUGAAAUCAUUUCUUGCCCCAGCUAGCUGGAAGUGUCUGCUUUAGUCUGCGGAGAGGAGCUGAACUUUAGCCCUGGACAGCUUUCACCAAGCCUCCUUACGUGCCAUUUGUUCUCAGCCAGACGUGGAGUUGAAUUAUUGGAGCUGGCCGGCGGGUGUUGUCCCAAGGAUAGCGGCAAUUUAGCCCAAAGGUCAGAUACCACCAACGUCCACUCUGCCCACUACAUAUCCAGGAUCGAAACCAAGAAAUCCCAGCUUAAAGAGGAAAGUGUCAGGACAAUCCCAGUGCCGUCUUUGUGGUGUUGACACCAGGUGAACUAAGCUGGGGCGGUCGUCGAAUAUUGACCUUUGACCGCCAACCGAGUCAGGUGCAACAUCUCUGCGGUCCCCCUGGUUUGUGGGCGCGGGGCUGUCCGUCCGGUUUCUCCUUCCCUCGGCGGCCCAAGCUGUGCGGCCCGUGCGAGGGGUUCCUCAGCCUCCCACAUGCCCCACCCGUCACACACUGCGAAGGGAGUCUGAGAAGCCGAGGGUUCGAUGCCGGAAAGGGGCCACGAAUUAACGCAGUAUUUCUUAAAAGAAAACACACAAAAAAAGGCGUUUUUAAAUCCACGGCAGGAAGAAGAAAUUGUCCUUCCUGCCAGCUACAUGAAGAGUUUUUUUUUUUAAACUGUAAAGUUACAAUCAGUAAGAAUGUAAAAUUGCAUACUGUAAUAUGUGCACUAUAAGUCAUAUCUGUGUAUAGGUUGCAUAGCUACCUACAGCUAUGUUAUAUAAAUCACGACAAUAUAACACUGGUGUACAGGGCCCACUUUUGAAUACAAGCCUUGAAAAUGACUACUUUGCCCAGCCUAGUGGAUUAGCAGUUUGACGUAUGCCUCAGUGGCUUGUGGUAUAGAGCUUGUGUGACUCACCAGUGUUGUCUGCAUCUCAUGCCUUGAGAAGUAGCACGACUAAGCUAAUGCAUUUCCAUUUCAUUGAUGGCUGAGAGUGGGACAGCAUUAACUUUGGGGCAUGGAAGGAUUGUGUGCUUGGUUUCUGGGACAUUAACACUAAGCUGAAGGCAUCUUAUGAGGAACUAGUUUGAACACAAUGACAAAUGGGUGGAAGUUGCCUUGAAUUCUUUGUUUCUUUCACAUUAAAUUAUAGUUACCGGGCAUUGUAUUGAGUCCAGAACAAUGCUGUGAUUUUUUUUAUUUUAGAAGAUAGACACAAAAUGCUGGAGUAACUCAGGGCAGCAUCUCUGGAGAGAAGGACUGGGGUCGAGACCCCUUCUUCAGACUGAGAGUCGGGAGAGGGAGACAGAUAAGGAAGUGUGAGGUGUGAAAACAAGACAUCAAAGGGGAUGCGGAUCAAGGAAAAAUGUAGACUAGACCAUUGUUAGCUACGAGAAGAUGACAAGGAAGAUCAAAUUUAAGCAUGGGGACAGUCAUACUGGUCAGAGAACUAGGAAGGGGGAGGGAUGGAGAGAGAGGAAAAGCAAGGGUUACUUGAAGUUUGAAGUCAAUAUUCAUACCGCUGCCCAAGCAAAAUAAUUCUUGAAACAUUUGACAUGUGUUUUGCUAAAAUCAUGUUUGACAUAUUCUGCAAGCCUUGUAGUUGAAGACAGAGCAUACAUCAUGCAUAAUUGCUAUUACAAGUUAGUGGCCAAGACAACCGUUCUAGUAGCCAAAAGUGAUGUUACAAGGGGGCUGGGUUCCAUUUGCUUUGGUGACCAUCUCUUUGCUCAUGUCUUCUGUUCCUGUUGACCUCAUAUUUGCGUUUCAGUCUAGGGGAAGCCCACUGCAGGAGCUGACGGCUUCAAUGCUGUCGAGUUAUUCUUUACUUUAAGGAGGUUGAGAGAGAUAACAGCAGUGUCACUGUUCCCUGGGCCAUUACGGAAUACAGAGUGACUCAAUUGGCCGUGGAAGGGGAGAAUUUAAUUUUCAACGGUGGUGAGGAAAUGAUUGAAGGUUGUUGGUCUGAUCCAAGGCACAGUAGACCACUGCCUCCCACACCACGGAAGGUGUGUUCUAUCGAAAGAUUGGAAUCCCACUCCCAGCUAAGAGGCGGGCAGCAUGGUGGCGCAGCAGUAGAGUUGCCACCUUGUAGUGUUUCAGGUGCCAGAAACCCGGGUCCGAUCCUGGCUCUGGCCGCUGUCUGUACGGAGUUUUGCACGCUCUCCCCGUGACCUGCGUGAGUUUUCUCCUGAACUUCGGUAACCUCCCACACUCCAAAGACGUACAGGUUUGUAGGUUAUUUGGCUUUGGUAUAAAUGUUUUUUUUAAUUGUCCCUCGUAUAGGAUAGUGUUAAUGUGCGGGCGCAGACUCGGUGGGCAGAAAGGGCCUGUUUCCGCGCUGUACGUGAAGACAAAACUGAACUAAACUUGAUAUCGUUCAUCUAUUUUGCUGGACAGAGUUGUUUGCAGAGAUGAAACAGUGAAUUUCUUUGCACCCCCUCAAUCAAAAAUAGCACCCAUCACAUUUAUCCACGCACUCAAAAUGGGUUUGGUGUUGGGUUGGCUGGUGUGCUCCAUGGCAGGGGGGGUAAAUUCUGCGGCUGUGCAUUGAACAUUUGUCUUGGUGAUCCAAAGCGAACCAUUCCUGGGCGUGGGUGAGCACCUUUGCUGGACGUCACCUCCUCCCAACAUCACCCUUGGCAUGGAAAUGGUGACAAUGCUUCAUGUCCUCAGGUCCCCACCCCAAGACACAGCAACUAGGAAAACCUGCAGAAAAGUUUGGUGACCAUCCUCGAACAAUGUUCUCCAUUGACCAAAAGGAUCCCCCAGUCAGUAUUAAGCCAUGGAUCUCAGCAUAGAAACAUUGAAACAUAGAAAAUAGGUGCAGGAGUAGGCCAUUCGGCCCUUCGAGCCUGCACCGCCAUUCGAUAUGAUGAUGGCUGAUCAUCCAAAUCAGUAUCCCGUACCUGCCUUCUCUUCAUACCCCCUGAUCCCUUUAGCCACAAGGGCCACAUCCAACUCCCUCUUAAAUAUAGCCAAUGAACUGUGGCCUCAACUACCUUCUGUGGCAGAGAAUUCCACAGAUUCACCACUCUCUGUGUGAAAAAUGUUUUCCUCAUCUCGGUCCUAAAAGAUUUCCCCCCAUCUCGGUCCUAAAAGAUUUCCCCCUCAUCCUUAAGCUGUGACCCCUUGUUCUGGACUUCCCCAACAUCGGGAACAAUCUUCCUGCAUCUAGCCUGUCCAACCCCUUAAGAAUUUUGUAAGUUUCUAUAAGAUCCCCCCUCAAUCUUCUAAAUUCUGGCGAGUACAAGCCAAGUCUAUCCAGCAUAUCCCUAUUGCACAUACAUUGUGCUUCAACAUCCCAGCACAGAUGGCAAAUGAUGGUUACAUUGUGUAGGAUCCUUCUUCAGACUGAAACGUCACCCAUCCAUGUUCUCCAGAGAUGUUGCCUGACCCGCUAAGUUACUCCAGCACUUUGGGCCUUUUAUUUUGUGGUAAACCCGCAUCUGCAGUUCCUUGUUCCUCGAUCAGUUAUCAGCGUUGGGUUUUAGCUGGAAUGUCAUGAAACCAGCUGUACUUAGUCCAGGACAAUCGCCAGAUUUAACUCUGGUGAAGCAAACUCUGCUAUUUCCGUCACCUCUCUUGGUUGAUAGUCGCAAAACACAAGGAUUUGGAGCUCGAUCCGACUUCUGUAUCAAUUACAAACUUCAUUUCUGUGCACGAAGAAUUGGCCCCGAUUACAAGUUGUUGGGUUAGGUUUUUGAUCUUUAAAUGCCUCUGGUUUAAGGCACGUUUCUCCUCUGCUUGUGCUCCAGUACGCUUGCUCCUGUUUCCUGGAGUUCUGCAGCUUGUCACAUCCACUAUCCUUCGGUAGAUGAGCCUGCAUGAAUAACGUCACUGGUUGCAUUCCCUGCUAAUAUGCAUCUCUUGUCCCCUGUAGCUGUGCUCUCAAGCAGGGACCCUCCCCCUCCUCGAUGGGGGCCCUGAAGAGUUCCGGGAACUGAUUUGAUGCCAAACCAGUCUUUCUAGACCUUCUUAAACAUUUUCUAAACCUUCCUUUAUGUUGGCUACGAUGUGAAUUGAAUACGCCUGGUUCUUGAACAUGGUACCAUUAGCCUUUACCAUUUGCUUUGUGUUAUGGUAACCCUACCCGAGCAAAGGCUGCGUUCAUCACCAGUCCCUUGUUGAGUCAGUGAUUAGGAGCAGAAUAAGAAGGAACUGCAGAUGCUAGAAAAAUCAAAGGCAGACAAAAAUGCUGGAGAAACUCAGCGGGUUCAGGCAACACCUAUGGAGCGAAGGAAUAGGCGACGUUUCGGGUCGAGACCCUUCUUCAGACUGAUGGCGAUUCAGAAUGAGGCCAUUCGGCCCAUCAAGUCUACUCUGCCAUUCAAUCGUGGCUGAUCUAUCUUUCCCUCUCAACCCCAUUCUCCUGCCUUUGACCCAUAACCCCUGACACCCUGAUGGGCCAUUCAUGUCACAGUGGGGAAUAUUAUGUCCAAAUGUAUUUAAGCACCAGAUUAUUUGUCCAUGAAUCCCCUGUCUAGUUCAUUCGAUACAAUCACCCUAUCCUGUUCAUCUCUCUCUCUAUUGAUGGACCUUUGACCCAGUCUAAACCCUUUGCAGGUAAUUCCAUUCCAAGUUAAAUCGUUGUCCCUCUUAUUCCCUGCAAUCUCUUGACUUUAUAAAUUAAAACACACACACACAUAUAUAUAUAUAUAUUUGAACUUAGAAGCGUGUACUUUGACGGGCUAUCUAUGAGGGUAUUAGAUUAAAUCACGUCCGCUUAGCUUAUCGUGAGACCAGAACACUUUACAGAAUCUCUUCAAUUUCAACAUCUUCAAGAUUCAAGAGAGUUUAUUGUCGUGUGUCCCUGAUAGGACAAUGAAAUUCUUGCUUUGCUUCAGCACAACAGAACAUAGUAGGCACGAAUGCAACAUGGCAGCGUUUGGGCCAUGCUGAGGUCUGGAAUUAAAUCAAUGGCUACAGUUUUCCAAUCUCUGAUUCCUCGGAGAGUGUUGGCUAAAAACGGGCUGAUAAUUCCCAGCAUUUUCUAUUUUUGUUUCAGAUUUCCAGCAUGUGCAAUUUUUUCCCCCCGUUACCACAUGGACUUAAAGGGCCAUGUCCGAAGAAGGGUCCCGAACCGAAACCCUGUUCUCCAGAGAUGCUGCCUGGCCUGCUGAGUCACUCCAGUACAUGGUGUCUUUAUAUGGACAUAGGUUUAGGUCUUUACAGAAAUUUAAUCUCCUGAACUCAGCCCUUCAGGCUGUUCCCAUUUGCAGAGGCGACCCAGCUGUAGUGAAGAGCAAUAGAGAUGAGAGUUUUUAAAAUAUAUAUAUUUUAUAAAAAGUGGAAAAUUAUGCAAUAAUCUGUAAAUGUGUUGGAAAGGGAAUCCUCCAGGGCUUUGAGGCUACGAGGAGCAGAGUAGUGUCAAUCACCUUGAAGUGAGCCAGAUUGGGCCAAAUGACUUAUUCCUGUACAGUAAUGAUUCUCGAACGAGUAUGGGAUUAACGAGAGGCUAACACAUAAACCAUGGACUCGGUCUAUGGAUCCACCAGCUGCCAAGACUGGACUAGCUGCUUCCCAGGGGAUUUUGCAAUUCCUACCAUGAGCUACAAUGGGUUACAAUCCAAUUGCAAUGCACCUUCGACCAAAUUCACGACAGAAUGAAAUUCAUCACUGAACACUGGCGAAACACUCAGCAGGCUGCUCCCAGUCAGCAUCUGUGGAGAGAGAGGGGGAGAUAGAGAGUCAAAUUUUCAGGUCAGUAAUGGGCCAAAAGCAAAGAAGGUUUUUCGAUGAGGCAGGAUUUAUUCUUCCAAAUUGGCAGCACUGGCCCUUUUGGCUGAGUGGGCUGUUUUGCGAUUACAUUUUGCAGGCUCUGCAGACACGGCUUUCCCAGCUGGAAGGUGUUCCUGACCCGGGUGAAAGCAUCUGCAGUUCCUUCUUAAAGACUUUGUUGAGUGUUGGAUUGAAGCAUGUCGGCAGUUCAAGCCUUAUUCCAGUGCUCAUUGACUGCAAACUUGCUGUAACUCUGCACGUUGAUGUCAUCUCCACAUUCAGUCUUGGCAGUCAGGCCAUGUGUCGUGUGUCUGGUUAGUAUCCUGUGGAAACAAUGACCUGCAGAUGCUGGUUUGCACAACAGGACAAACAACACUGGAGUAACACAGUGGGCUCAGUCAGCAUCAGUACCCUGGCUAACCCACCUCAUCACUCCAGCACCUUGUGCCCUUUUCUGGCUGGUAUAAGGUUAUAAGCGAUAAGAGCAGAAUUAGGCCAAUCGGCCCAUCAAGUCUACUCCGCCAUUCAAUCAGAAAGAGGCUGAUCUACCUCUCCCUCCUAACCCCAUUCUCCAGCCUUCUCAUAACCUCUGACACAUAUACUAAUCAAGAAUCUAUCUAUCUCUGCCCUAGUAAUAUCCAUUGACGAGGCCUCCACACAGAUUCACCACCCUCUGACUAAAGAAAUUCCUCCUCAUCUCCUUCCUAAAGGCACGUCCUUUAAUUCUGAGGCUAUGACCUCUAGUCCUAGACUCUCCCACUAGUGGAGACAUCCUCUCCACAUCCACUGUAUCCAAGCCUUUCACUAUUCGGUAAAGGGCCUGUCCCACCAGCAUGCGACUCCAUGCGGCAAGCGCGACCUAACGUGGUCACUUGAGCCGUGCGGCCUCGCGGGGCCGGUCCCACUUCGAUCGCCGGAGCCGUAUGGAGUUGUACGGAGCUGGUCCCGACAUCGCACGGGGCUCCGAAAAACUGACCGUGUUCAAAAAUUCCGCGCGCGGUAACGGCCCGCAGCCGCCUCGACGCCGUACGCACCGCCUCGACGGGCGUGCGCAGCGUUCUCAACGCCGUACGUCACGUGCGAACUUCCCGCGGACUUCGCUCGAACUUCACGUCACUCACUCGACCUCCGCGCGGCCCCCGCUUCUGGUUUGGUCGCGCUUGCCGCAUGCAGGUCGCAUGCUCGUGGGACAGGCCCUUUAGUUUCAAUAGGGGGGAUGAGAAGGGCGCAGGCUUCAUUGGGGCAUCCUCUUGUCCUUUCUGCCACCGGCCUGGGGUGAGAUAACAGCAAUAGGGGGUGGAAUCAUCUCCACCACAUCUUCAGGAUAGUGACGAGGGGCAUUGAGGGGGUGGAAGCUGCUGGAGAAGGUGGUCUGUCGAGGAAACCAGUGAAGUUUGACACAAAAUGAUGGAGUAACUCAGGCAACAUCUCUGGAGAGAAGGAAUGGGUGACGUUUCAGGUCAAAACCCCUCCUCAGAUUAGUUAUGGGAAACGAGAGAUAUCAAUGGUGAAGUGGAGAGAUAUAGAACAAAUGAAUGAAAGAUGUGCAAAAAAGUAACGAUAAUAAAUGAAACGGGCCACUGUUAGCUGUUUGCUAGGUGAGAACGAGAAGCUGGUGCAAUUUGGAUGGGGGAGGGAUGGAGAGAGAAGGAGUGCAGGGGUUACUUGAAGUUAGAGAAAUCGAUAUAAAUAACACUGGCUUGUAAGCUGCCCAAGCGAAAUAGGAGAUGCAGUUCCUCCAAUUUGGGAUAAGGAGCAAUGAUCCUCUAUUCCACACUGGUCCAGGCUGAACGGAGCAAAUGCGUUCCUGCUGGCUAUGGUGUCCUUUACUAAUCACUGCACUGCGGUUGGCUGGUAUGGCCUCCCACUUAAAUGAAGUGCCACAUCUUUGCAUUAAAAAGUUCACGAGUCGGAAUUUGAGUGAUAGAUAAUCUCUGCUGUACUAGAGGUCUUGAACUUGAGCAACCACCAAUCAUUUCCUCCCGAACCAGGCAGAGCUCCUGUGUAAACCAGGAUGGUCCAAACCAUUUUCCUUUGCCUAUGUUCCAACUAUGAGCUGUGACCAUUCACUGGGGGGCAUUUUGGAGGAAUGUACCUUGAUCAGGUUAUAACCAGCCAAACUCAAGGAAGACAUGGAGCGGGGGGGGGGAGAAAGAAAGGAGACACAAAGACCUUUACAGUUUGCUUUUUUUUCUUUUUCAACUGUAUGUAAACACUGUAUUUGUGUUGAACUUUUUAAAACAUUUUUUAAAGAAAUAUUGUGUUUGUAUUAUUCGGCCUCCAUUUAUUAAAAUCAUGGGAUGGA